AUGGACACCGAUAAAGACAGAAAGCUUCAAGGGGCAAGCAGUGGGAUCGAUAUCAUUGGUACUGUGGCCCAUGUCAAUGCCAGCCUACAGGAGGGUAAUGACAGUUUUGGUACAACAUCCUUUCUGCCAGAACUCAGAAGCAGCCCAUGUCAAAUUUACAGUCGCAAAGACCAGAAACAUCAUCCGACCUUGCACCAACAACAGCCAAUUCUCCGCGCAGAUGAUCGAGAUGACCCUUUCUGCUCCUCCAGUAGUCAUGGCAGACAUCGAACUUCAAGCUCUGUGGCCGUGCGAUCAUCUUCAAAUUGCUUGUUCCAAGACAAGGCCAUAUUUCAGGUAGAAAGAGUUCCACCUUCCCAAAAGGAAAUAGAAGGAGACAGAUCAAAAACGUGCACACAGCCGGUACUCCCAAACGAAAGAAUCAAACCAGAAGAUUUUGUCAACAGCUGGCUCAAGUAUGGCUCCCAGAUCCAAGGCAGCCAUUUCCCGGAGAUUUUGUCCAACAAGUCGCACCACAUCACGCAUUUAGUGUUGUGUAAAUCGGGCAAGAAGCAAAGCCUUGGUCCGAUUCAAACACGAAAGACGAGACAAUUCAGCUCAAAAACAUCAGCUCAAAGUGAUCUGUGA
Candidula unifasciata is the source of this 627-nucleotide messenger RNA. The record is from the annotation of a GenBank genome assembly. Lineage: Eukaryota; Metazoa; Mollusca; Gastropoda; Stylommatophora; Geomitridae.